AUGGCUAACGACUCAAAGUCUAAGAAAAUUACAGAAGGUGAAGCCGAUUUAUAUUUAGACCAAUAUAAUUUCACUACCACUGCUGCUAUUGUAGGUUCUGUGGAUCGUAAAGUAUUUGUAUUAUUGCGUGAUGGUCGUAUGCUUUUUGGGGUCCUAAGAACUUUUGAUCAAUACGCUAAUUUAAUACUACAACAUUGUGUGGAGAGAAUAUAUCUAACCAAAGAAAAUCAAUAUUCUGAAGAAAGCCGUGGUGUAUUCAUGAUCAGAGGUGAAAAUGUAGUCAUGUUAGGUGAAGUAGAUAUCGAUAAAGAAGAUGCACCUUUAGAAAAUAUGGAAUUUAUACCUUGGAGAGAUGCCCAAAAGAUUAGAGAAGCUCAAAAUGAGAAUAGGUUUAAAUUAGAAGUGAAAAAAGGUAGAGAAUUGGCAAGAUAUGGUUUGAUCCACGAAUUUCAUAAGUCUGAUAUGUAUUGA
Henningerozyma blattae CBS 6284 is the source of this 471-nucleotide messenger RNA. RefSeq names its product Lsm1p (gene LSM1). The coding region runs from base 1 to 471 and encodes 156 amino acids. Gene Ontology annotation, biological process: deadenylation-dependent decapping of nuclear-transcribed mRNA. The transcript has a single exon. The record is from RefSeq and is a predicted model, not a curated record. NCBI's taxonomy places the organism in Eukaryota, Fungi, Ascomycota, Saccharomycetes, Saccharomycetales, Saccharomycetaceae. Gene Ontology annotation, cellular component: P-body; Lsm1-7-Pat1 complex. Gene Ontology annotation, molecular function: RNA cap binding.